AUGGGAGAAAAGCUGGAGCUCAGGCUCAAAUCGCCGGUUGGAGCAGAAGCCGCUGGCUACCCUUGGCCAUUACCGGUUUACGAUAAACACCAUGAUGCUGCCCAUGAAAUCAUCGAGACCAUUCGGUGGGUGUGCGAGGAGAUUCCAGACCUCAAGCUGGCAAUGGAAAAUUAUGUGCUCAUCGACUACGACACCAAGAGUUUCGAGAGUAUGCAGAGAUUGUGCGACAAAUACAACAGGGCCAUCGACAGCAUUCACCAGCUGUGGAAAGGGACCACCCAGCCCAUGAAGCUGAACAAGCGGCCUUCCAACGGGCUGUUGCGACACAUCCUCCAGCAGGUGUACAACCACUCGGUGACCGACCCGGAGAAGCUGAACAACUACGAGCCCUUCUCGCCCGAAGUGUAUGGCGAGACCUCUUUCGACCUGGUGGCGCAGAUCAUCGACGAGAUGGAAGUGAUGGAGGAUGAUACCUUCGUGGACCUCGGCAGCGGCGUGGGUCAGGUAGUGCUGCAGGUUGCAGCAGCGACCAACUGUAAACACUACUACGGGGUAGAGAAGGCAGACAUUCCAGCAACCUAUGCAGAGACCAUGGACAAAGAGUUUAAAAAGUGGAUGAAAUGGUAUGGGAAGAAACAUGGCGAGUACACGUUGGAGAGAGGAGAUUUUCUGUCUGAAGAAUGGAAAGAAAGGAUCGCUAACACAAGUAUUAUUUUUGUGAAUAAUUUUGCCUUUGGACCAGAAGUAGAUCACCAGCUGAAGGAACGUUUUGCUAACAUGAAGGAAGGUGGAAAAAUUGUAUCCUCCAAACCAUUUGCACCUUCGAACUUUCGAAUAAAUAGCAGAAACUUGAGUGAUAUAGGCACAAUAAUGCGUGUGGUGGAGCUCUCGCCACUGAGGGGCUCCGUGUCCUGGACUGGAAAGCCAGUUUCCUAUUAUCUGCACACCAUAGACCGCACCAUACUUGAAAACUACUUUGCGAGUCUCAAAAAUCCUAAACUCAGGGAAGAGCAGGAGGCAGCUCGGCGACGUCAACAGAAAGAUACUAAGGACAGCAAAAGCAAUAGCACCACACCCACCAAAACUAAGGAACAAAAUAAGCAGGACUCCUGUGAGGAGGAGGAGCGCCCCCCAUUGGUGACUGUGGUCAAGCCAUCUGCCAAGCCCCGCCAAACAAAAGUCUUGGCCAAGGGUCGCAAGCUGAAUAACAAGAAGAGGGGUCGACCCAAGAAGGCGUCACCGGCUGUCGAGAAGAAGAAGAACCAGAGCGCUUUGGAAUUGCUGCAUGCCAAGACACUUUCUGCAGCUCCCCCUCAGGAUGCAUACCUGCAACCGCGGAGUCCCUUUUACCAACUACCUCCUAAGGUUCAGCACUAUCCAGCCAAUCAACUGCUGCUGAGCCCGACCCCUCCCGGUCUGCAACAACUGCUAGAUAACAUCAAAGUUCAAUACCUCCAGUUUAUGGCCUACAUGAAGACGCCUCAGUAUCAAUCAAAUAUACAGCAGCUUUUAGAGCAGGAGAAGCAAAAACACAGGGAUUUGACCAUCCAGGCAGAGCAGCUUCAUUCCAUCUGUCAGUCUCACAAAGACAAAAUCAAAGGUCUCUUCCAGACAAAACUGGAUGAGCUGGGAGUGAAAGCUCUCACUGUGGAGGACCUGCUGCAAGCCCAGAAGGAGAUAUCGGCCCACAACCAUCAGCUGAAAGAGCAGACCAAACAGCUUGAAAGAGACAUGGCUUUACUAAGAGAUCAAAGCGUGCUGCUGCUUAAGUCUCGAUGUGAGGAGCUGAAGUUGGAUUGGGGCAAUUUGUGUCUGGAGAGUCUGCUGAAAGAGAAAAUGGCACUGCGGAAACAGAUCUCUGAGAAGGAGAGGCACUGCUUGGAGUUGCAGAUUAGCAUUGUGGAGCUGGAGAAAAGUCAACGGCAGCAAGAGCUUCUUCAGCUCAAGUCUUACAGCCCUCGUGAGGGGUCCCCUUACAGAAAGAACCUGGAAUCCCGUUCCUCCGCUGACAUGGACACCUCAAAGUUCAGCAUGUCCUCAGUCCCAUCUCUCAACGGCAUAAGUCCGGACUGCUCCAUCAACGGCACUAGCUCGCCCUCUUUCGAGCGCGGGAACGCCAAAGCGGAGCUUCUUUCUCGCUAUCUGCCAAUUUCUCCCGACCACGAUCUCGCAGCGUCCAUGCCGGAGGCUCGACAGAGGCAGCACGUCUCCCACGCUCUUCCCGACUACACACGCUUCUCCCCGGCUAAAAUUGCCUUGCGCAGGCAUCUCAACCAGGAGCCCACAGUCGCUAGCCACUUGAGAGGUCCUGGGCUGCCCACACACAGAGGGGAAAUGGGUGGCCUUCACUCACCUGUCGGAGCCAAGCAGAUCAGCCCAUCUCCUAAUGCUUUAGAUUCCCAGAAUACUCAGAAGAACAAUGAGAGGGUUGGAAAGGAAAAAAGUCCAUCUGUUCAGGCAGACAGCAGUAUCACAAGCCUUCCAAUAAGUAUUCCACUGAGCACUGUUCACCCAAGCAAACUUCCAGUCAGCAUUCCAUUGGCGAGCGUGGUGCUACCCAGCCGGGCUGAGAGGCUGAGAAGUACUCCCAGUCCUGUGUCUCAGGCCAGUCAAAUCAAUGGUUAUUCGUCUAGCUCAGGGCUCAUGAAUGGAGGUCUCCACCCAGAGGAACAAAAUGGUGCUUCUUCAUCGCCUCUCCACACGAACACCCCUCUGGCGGGACCCAUGAGCAGAGGAGGUCCGAUCCAGAGCCCCCCACUCGGCACCGGAGGGGUUCUUCAUUAUGCAGAUGGACCCCCGAGGAUUCUUCCAGAAGACAGCCAGGAACGUCAGGAGGCCGAGUCGGACACUGAGCCCCAAGACAAUGAGCUGCGGAGGAGAAUUUUCUUCUCCUCUUCGUCCUCCUCCUCUUCUUCCUCGUCAUCAGGAGGCGUAGGCGGCGUGACCGGUGGAUCGCGCCUCCACCACCACGCUGGCUCAACCAAGCAGGGAUACCACAGCAACCACGGAAACCACAACCACCAGCCACCCGGUGCGCAUCAUACUCACUUGUCGUCAUCACACCCUGCACACGGCCUCGCUACUCAAGAAGGGCGCAAGAGGGGGAGGCGGAAGCGAGGCUCUACGGGAGUCGUCACAGCCAGCGGCUCCCCAAAGCGGAGGUCCUUCCCCGGAAUCAGUGCAAACAACCAUUCCUCUGGAUCGCCUCUCAACAUCAAUUCCAUGGUGAAUAACAUCAACCAGCCCCUGGAGAUCGCCGCCAUCUCCUCGCCCGAGCAAUCGAGCCGCAGCCCGGGCGCGACGACCCUGGACCAACCUCCAGUACUAAAGCGGGAGCGCCCCUUGGAGGUCAACGGCACUGGUCUUUACUCCUCUGCCCCCAGCACUGAUGAUGAGGACUCAGGAUACCCGGCUGACAGCACCAGCUCACGAAUUGAAAGAAAGAUUGCUACGAUAUCCUUGGACAGCAGCAGAGAUGGAUCCUGUAGACUUGGCGACAGUGAAAGAGGCAGGAAGUCGGGCAGCAGCAGUGGAAACAGCACAGGCAGCGAGGCCUCGUCGUCGUCAUCUUUGUCUUCUACAAGCAAAUGGAAGUCAACUUUUUCACCCAUUUCUGACCCCAAGCAACCUAACUCUGACCCGAGACAAGGGGGCUCUCCUUUUGGAAUGGGAGGAUCAAACUCUGACGCUGAUUACAAAUACCAUCAACAGGCCAGGAAAGGGAGCGAUUUAGAGCAAUCCAGCUACACCAAUCCCAACCCUUUCCUUAGCCAAGAGGCUGGCAACCGUAGUAGCGGCAGCGGAGGAGGCCAGGCAAGCAGCGGUUCUGACCCCCGCCAACUUUUACAGAAGCAGAAAACACCUCGGGAUUGGGAGCUAAAGACGAGCAGCAGCCAUUCCAGCCAGAACCUCUUCAUAGCUGCUGCCACCGCCAGUAGCGGCGCAGGCAUACUGAGCGGCAAAGUUGGUGGCAGCCCUGUCACAGUUUCAACAGGAUCAUCGGUGGGUCAGUACCUGGGCUCUCAGUUCCCACUGGGAGGGACCUCGGUCUUACAGACAUUGUUCGGAGCCCAGACAGGAAGCUCCGGUGCGAGCACCAAUGCUCGAAUGGUCAACGGACACUCUGGCCUGGGAAGUUUCUCUAGCGCUGGGCUUGCAGGGGGAGCAGCAGGAGGUACCUUUCAUCACGCGGUUCCCUCCGUGUCCUCCCAUCAGUUUGGGGCCUCGCCGCCCACCUCUGGAGGCCUCAGCUCUCUACUCAGUCUCUCCCAACCCGCUUCCACGCGCCAGGCUUCCGCACCUUCGCCUCUGCCCCCCUCCCUGUCACAGGCCCAGCACAGUCGCACUCAGUCGGUGCUGCACAGCCCCUCCCCUCCCACGCUCGCUCUUCCUCCUCCGCCACCUUUGCACAGCGCCCCGUCCUCCAACGUGUCGACUGACACUCUCCCGCUGCCCCACUCGUCCCGUCCCUCCCACUCCUCUCUUCAUACCCAAAGGGUCCAUUCGUCCCACGUGCUAACUGUCUCCUCCUCUGUUGUUCUCCCUCCCUCCUCUUCCUCUUCUCUGUCCGUCUCCUCCACCUCUCGUCCGUACGCAGUGCACUACUCCCCCCGCUUGCCCCUACCUCCUGCCAGCAGCUCAGGUGGUGGCGGGAGCAUGCGAAGAACUCAGGGCAUGCAUGGCACCUACACCGCCACUCCGCUGCCUGGCUCCCGACCAAAAUAG
Molecule: messenger RNA, 4725 nt
Organism: Nerophis lumbriciformis (worm pipefish)
Lineage: Eukaryota; Metazoa; Chordata; Actinopteri; Syngnathiformes; Syngnathidae
Source: RefSeq, a predicted model, not a curated record